This is a messenger RNA of Microthlaspi erraticum, 639 nucleotides long. NCBI's taxonomy places the organism in Eukaryota, Viridiplantae, Streptophyta, Magnoliopsida, Brassicales, Brassicaceae. The record is from the annotation of a GenBank genome assembly.
AUGGGAUUUAUUGGUAAGAGUGUUUUGUUAACUCUCGUAGCACUUUUCUGCUUCACUUCCUCUGCUCUCAGUUUCACUACAGCUCUCCCCCCGAUCAAACUACCAACUCUUCCACCGACCAAAGCUCCCAUCAAACUACCAACUCUCCCACCGGCCAAAGCUCCGAUCAAGCUACCAACUCUCCCACCGGCUAAAGCUCCGAUCAAGCUACCAACUCUCCCACCGGUUUACCCUCCUAAGUUCAACAAGACUCUAGUGGCCGUGCGGGGUCUGGUCUUCUGCAAAGCCUGCAAGUACGCCGGCGUUAACAACCUCCACGGCGCCACACCCAUUAAAGAUGCGGUGGUGAGACUUGUGUGCAAGAACAAGGUGAUAUCGGAGACAAAGACGGACAAGAACGGAUACUUCUUGCUCUUCGCCCCUAAGACGGUGACCAACUACAUCAUCAAAGGUUGCCGAGCUCUCGUCGUGAAGUCGCCGGACGCCAAGUGCAGCAAAGUGUCGAAGCUCCCCGGUGGAAACAUGGGCUCUCUUCUAACGCCGGUCGUGAAGCCAGGAAGUUCCAUGGUCAUCAUCAACAAGCUCUACAGUCUUUUCAAUGUUGGUCCAUUCGCAUUGGAGCCUGUCUGCCCCAAAUGA